This is a messenger RNA of Notodromas monacha, 5480 nucleotides long. The record is from the annotation of a GenBank genome assembly. Lineage: Eukaryota; Metazoa; Arthropoda; Ostracoda; Podocopida; Cyprididae.
AUGGCAUUGAAUAGCGUUGAGAACCUAAUACGAGGAGACGAUUACUCGAGUCCGUUCAAUUUCGAAAGCAACCCAGAGAAGGAGGAGGAAUUCAGGAAUUGGUCCCCGAAAAAGCGGAAGCAAGCGAAGACGGAGAAGUUUGAAAUAGUAUAUGAGAAACGCCGUUCGCGAAUUCCACGACCCGUUAAGAACAAUGUGUGUGAUUCUCCGGAACUCUCGCCUCGGCAUCAUCGGGAAAAUCGGCAUCGCGAAAUCUCUUCGCCGGGAAAACUCCCGACAGAAAUCGCUGAUGCACCUAAUUCGCGAGUACCGUCGGUGAAAGCUCCGAAGAAACUGAAAGCUAGGCGUCCAGUUAGGAAAAAAUCCGCAUUGGAAGCCGAAUGCUUCGCACCUGAUGAAGAAGAUGACGUUGGUUUCCGCGCCCCUGAUGCUUUUGCUGAGAAUGUCAACGUCCAGUCGAACGUCAGGCAGAAGCGCAGAAGAGGACUUAAGGAGUCGCUGGUUCGUGGGGACAAACGCAACACGUCUCACGCUCGCUUCGAGUGUGAACCGUCUACCUCUUUCUUUGAUACCACGAUGCUGAGUUUUGGCGCAUCUGAUGAUGUAUGUGUUUCUGAAGAGCUUCCUCUCUCGCCUACCAUCGUGACGCUGUGUCCAACUAACAAUGAUAACUGCACGAAUGGGUGUGCUUGUGAUGUUCGAUCUCCUGAGGUAUCUAACUCGGUAUCCUCGCCGGUUGUACAAAUCGACUCUCAAGCUAUAGCGGAGUUUCAGAAGGAUGAAGAAAAGCGACGGAAAGAUCGUAGAAGAUCUCGUGUAUUUUCAGAUGAUCCCGAAGAAGACAAAAUCCGGGUCCUUUUGGGCAGACGCCCAAUGACCACUCACAACAUCCGCAUGGCGUAUCUGGAAAAUUCUUUAGAUUCCCUGGCUUUGAAAGAGGAAGAAGAACCGGUAAAUAACGAGCCUGUUGUGGAGACUGCGAGUCCUGCUGGAGUUGAGAACUCUCCGAAUUUGCGACGAUCGAAACGCGCGAAGAAACCUGUGGUUGACCCAACCCCCCCGGAGCCUAAAAAGAAAGUUCGGAAAACGGCAAGAAAGAGCUUGCUUCACGAAAAUAUUGAGGAUGAAUCCGUCUUGAAGUUCAUCUACGAUCCCGCGCGGCUAAAGACUGAAUACCAGCUACAAGUGACACUACUUGAAACUAUCUUGGAAAAUUCCGUUUCUGAGUCGAAGAAGAAAAUCGCAAGAGCUUGUGUUUUUCCCACGGACCCAGUUGUAAAAUGUCUGGAAAAGCGAAAAGCCAGAAAGAAAAUGGCGUCAGCUAAGGGCUUGAAGAUGACGGGGGACAAAAAGGUUAUGGUGGUCGGGCUAACGUGCCUAGACACCAUAUCUGUGUGCGAGUCGUUUCCGACUGAAGACAGUGACACGCGUUGCUUGGAGUCUCGUUGGCAGAAAGGCGGCAAUGCCGCCAAUACGGCGGCUGUGCUCGCUGAAUUUGGCGCGCGAACUGAGUACGCUGGUGUUCUGGGAUGUGACCCUGUUUCUAGUAUCCUCAGGGACUGGUUCAAGCUCGAAGGUGUCAUCCAUGAAGAUUGCCAGGUGGAAGUUUGUGGGUCCCCGUCAUCGGCUGUUAUCUUGAACGCGGCAAACGGUUCUCGCACGAUUCUCCACCACAACCCGGGUCUUCCGGAACUGAGUCGACAUCACUUCCGGGCUCGCCUCCUCCCGAAGCUCGGCGAUUUCGACUGGAUCCACUUCGAAGGCCGUAACACCGCGGAACUGCUUCGUAUCCUUCCGGAACUUCCGUCCCACCUCACAGUGUCUAUCGAGCUGGAGAAACCCCGACCCGAGCUGCUUCAACUCAUCGAAUUCGCCGACGUGCUGUUCGUGUCCAAAGAAUUCGCUGCUUUCAACAAUUGCCCCGACAUGACUUCUGCUGUGAAACACUUCAAGCAACUCGCCAAGGAAUCCACGAUCGUCGUGUGUGCUUGGGGCGACGAAGGCGCUGCUUUGUUGGAGCACGAGGAAGUGUUGGCGUCGCCGGCGUAUCCGCCGCCGGUUGUGGUGGACACUUUGGGCGCCGGCGACACUUUCAACGCGGCUUUCAUCUACGCGAGGAGGAAGAACGUGGGUCUGGAGCGUUGUUUGGAGUUUGCUUGUCGGGUUGCCGGGGCAAAGUGUGGACAAGCCGUGAAAGCCGGGCUUCGGAGAUACGCGCAUGAGUUGUUUAGUGAAGCUGACACAGGUGCACCUUCUCCCGCUGGAAUUUCUUGCACGCCUCGUAAAGGCGGCAAAGUGGUUGUCUGCGACUUGUCCUCGUCGAAAGGCGGUGAAGUGGCGUCCCAGCUGGGCACCAACGCUCUGUUUGCCCCCUGCGACGUCACCUCGACUGCGGAAGUUGAAGCGGCGCUCAAGAAGACUACCGAUGAAUUUGGACGACUGGAUGCUGUCAUCAACUGCGCUGGGAUUGCCGUGGCUUUUAAAACCUACAACUUCAACAAGGACAGGCCACACACACUGGAGGACUUCGCAAAGGUGGUGCAAGUGAAUGUCGUGGGCACAUUCAACGUUAUCCGACUGGCGGCUGGUGUGAUGGGGAAAAACGAGCCGGUGAAUGGGUUACGCGGCUGCAUCGUCAACACCGCCUCGGUGGCGGCGUUUGAGGGCCAGAUGGGCCAGGCGGCCUAUGCGGCUUCCAAGGGGGCCAUAGUAGGAAUGACUCUUCCGAUUGCGCGGGACUUGGCUAGUCAAGGAAUCAGGUGCAACUCAAUUGCUCCAGGACUGUUUGAGACCCCGAUGCUUGCCGGGUUGCCAGAAAAAGUCAAAACGUUCCUGGCGUCAACAGUGCCCUGUCCUGCACGACUCGGCAACCCUGAUGAAUACGCCAUGUUGGUGGAGUCCAUUUUGUCGAACCCCAUGAUCAAUGGGACCGUGAUCCGACUGGACGGGGCUUUGAGGAUGCAGCCUGAUCAUGUCAUGCAGAUCGUGUUGAGUCGUUUAUUCGCGCAAUCGUUGGGCAGCACUUUGCCUCGACAUUUCAUCAAGUGCCGCCGUGUUCCUAAUGUGUUGCCUGUGAUUUUGAGUCGGCGUGAAAUCGUCAGAGGGAACAAUCCAUGUGAAAUGGAUGUCGAAAAAGUUGAACGUCAAAAAAGGGAAUUCGAAUUGCUGAAAUUGAAAGACCGACGCAAGAAAUAUUCCUGUGGUGAUGGGUUCGUCUGCCUAGAGCAGAUUCAAACCUGGAAAGAAUACUUCCAGAACCGUCGUGAUGUCAUUGAAAACUUGAGAGCUUCCGAGGCAAGUGCAAGUCCUUAUUCGUCGGAUGAUCUGCUCAACUCCAGACUGUCGCUGUGGAAAGGAGACAUAACAACAUUGGAGAUUGAUGCGAUUGUGAAUGCUGCGAAUGAACGUUUGCUUGGCGGCGGUGGAGUUGAUGGAUCAAUACACAGAGCUGCAGGACCUCAGUUGCUGGAUGAAUGCAGAACCCUGAACGGAUGCCAAACUGGGAAUGCCAAGUCGACGUUUGGGUACAAUUUGCCUGCAAAAUAUGUCAUCCACACUGUGGGUCCAGUGGGGGAAAAAGAACAACUUCUGAGGAGCUGUUACGAAUCCUGCUUCCAAAUCAUGCUUGAAAAUGACAUCCGUUCAAUUGCAUUUCCUUGUAUUUCCACCGGGGUUUUUGGUUACCCGAGUGAAAAAGCUGCAAAAUGCGCUUUGACCGCUAUCAGGAAAUUCCUCGACAAACACGGCGACAAGGUUGAUCGAAUCAUAAUCUGCGUGUUCCUGACGAAAGAUGAGCAGUGUUACGAGCGUCUCCUUCCGCACUUCUUCCCACCUUCGCCGGUUGUUUUCAGGCUCAAUUUCCAGGACGAACAAGUCCAAGACAUGUUCUUCAACGAAGCUAAGGACCAUCUGACAAAUGAUUCCAUGAACGUCUGGAAAGUGAUCAAGAAACAGGCGGAUAUCAUGGUUGCCCCUGAUGGCAUUGCGCACUUGAAUUCCAUGAUUUUAAGCAAGAACAUUUCGUCUCAUCUUCUACUAAGAAAUGUCAAGGAGGUAAUUAAGAAGACUGUCGUGCCGAAUUCUAGACGCAAGAAUGUUUUCAGGUUGUACCGAUACAACAGAUUCAACGCAAUAAACGCGUGGUUGGAUUCAUUAGCUCUCACAAACCCGUCCGUAAAAGUUAUCAAAAUCGGAAAUUCGACCCAAGGCAAGGCUUUGAAAAUAAACGCGUGGUUGGAUUCAUUAGCUCUCACAAACCCGUCCGUAAAAGUUAUCAAAAUCGGAAAUUCGACCCAAGGCAAGGCUUUGAAAGUUCUCAAAGUGAACAAAGGUGGAGGAGACAAGAAAGUAAUUUUCGUCGACGGAGGAAUCCAUGCCAGAGAAUGGAUCAGUCCGGCGACAGUUCUUUACUUGAUCAACAGAAUCACGGGAUCAAACCCGGAUCCAGUGCUGGAUUCUUUCGAGUGGCACUUUUUACCUGUGGUUAAUCCCGACGGUUACGAGUACACGCAUACCAAAAACAGAUUGUGGAGGAAAACGAGGUCUUCCCAAGGUCACCGUUCUUGCAAGGGGGUUGACGCCAACAGGAAUUUCAACUUUCAUUGGAGAGAAGGGCCUGAGACCAGAGCAGUUGUGUGCGAAGAAACAUAUCCCGGAAAGAAACCCGAGUCUGAGAGAGAAGUUCAAGCAUUGAGAGACUACAUCAUGUCACUGAAAAAUAAUCCUGAGAAAAAACUCGCUGCUUACUACAGUCUGCACGCUUAUGGAAAAUUGUGGCUCCUUCCGUACGGGUACUCGAAGGCUAAGCCGAAAAACUACGAGGAUCAGGUGGAGGUUGCCAAGGCUGGUGCCGCAGCGAUUUUGCGAAGCGGAGACGUUGCGACUGGGACUUCAAUGGAUUGGGCGCACGGAGUUGCUGGAUUUCCGUACGCUUACACCCUGGAGUUGCCUCCGUCUUCGGGUCGCUAUGGCUUCGUGUUGCCCGCCAAAUUCAUUAAGCCCGUUGGCACCGCUACGUUUUUCGGAAUCAGUGCUGCCAUGGAUGCCAUCAAGCGGAAGAUGGAGGAAAAUGCGUGAAUUUAACAUGUUGGAGGUGUCGAAACGUAUGCAUAAAGUUUUGCACGGAAAUCGAUUUCCCGUUUGUCUGGACUUCCUUGAUGAAUAAUUCAUGUUUCCCAGGAUUGAUUGGAUUGAAUUCUUUAGCAAGACGACUCUUGAUGGACUUUUUCUAAAUUAAAUUCAUGCAUUGAUUCUUUCUUGGAUAGUGUGAAUUGAUGGAGGCUCGUGAAAACUUGAGCAUUCAAGGAACAGUUCUAAAGUUUCGUCAACAUCUUGGAAUUGAGCUUGAAUGUAUGAAUUGAGUUUCUUGGCGAGAAGCAUCCAAAUCAGUGUAGAAUUACUAGAAAGGUCUGAAGCAAGACCCUUUACAUUCACUGAGUAAUUGAGUUUUUCCGCCCUUAUUAUGACUUCCGCUCCUUGAC